This is a messenger RNA of Pimephales promelas (fathead minnow), 1914 nucleotides long. It is a transcript of the gene psmd3, whose product is annotated as proteasome 26S subunit, non-ATPase 3. Gene Ontology annotation, molecular function: protein binding; enzyme regulator activity. The record is from RefSeq and is a predicted model, not a curated record. Gene Ontology annotation, cellular component: proteasome regulatory particle, lid subcomplex; proteasome complex. NCBI's taxonomy places the organism in Eukaryota, Metazoa, Chordata, Actinopteri, Cypriniformes, Leuciscidae. Gene Ontology annotation, biological process: ubiquitin-dependent protein catabolic process; regulation of protein catabolic process.
ACCCAUAAUGCACUGCAACCCGUGAGAAUUGCCAGUCAUCUUCCGUAUUACGGUGUGCGGUGUGGAUUCAAGCGAGCUAUUUAUUUACGUGCCUGAUUAUCGCAUAACGAGACCGAACUCCAGAAUCUGAGUCUCAACAUGAAAGAAGCGACGGCGAAGAAACGCGAGAAAGUGCGCGCGGAGAAAGAUGUGGAAGAUGUGGAGAUGAAGGAAGACGAGCACGAGCAGCGCGCGCCCCGCGAACAAGACCAGCUCACCCUGGACGAUAUUAGGGAACACGUGAAGCAGAUCGAGAAGGCUGUUUUGGGGAAGGAGCCGAGGUUUGUUCUGCGAGCGCUGAGAGCUCUGCCCUCAACCAGCCGGAGACUCAACCCUAAUGUUCUUCACAAGGCUGUGACCGGGUUCUUCACCUCCAACGCAGCGAGCAAAGAGUUUCUGCUCAGCUUUCUUGAACAGCCGGUGGAGAAUGAGGGCGACGUGCAGUUCCGGCCUCGCACAGGUAAAGCUGCCGCCUCGCCCCUGCUGCCCGAGGCCGAGGCCUAUCUCCAGCUGCUCAUGGUGGUCUACCUCACCAACAACCAGCGCUACGCCGAGGCCCAGAAAGUCUCGGAUGACCUUCUGCAGAAGAUCGGCUCUCAGAACCGUCGGGCUUUGGACUUAGUGGCUGCCAAGUGUUACUACUACCAUUCCCGUGUGUACGAGUUCCUGAACCAGCUCGAUGUGGUCCGCAGUUUCCUGCACACACGCUUGAGGACCGCUACGUUACGCCGUGAUGCUGACGGCCAGGCCACGCUCCUCAACCUGCUUCUGCGCAACUACUUACAGUACAAUUUAUAUGACCAGGCUGAGAAACUUGUGUCCAAAUCAGUGUUCCCCGAGCUGGCCAAUAACAACGAGUGGGCUCGCUAUCUGUACUACACCGGGCGCAUCAAGGCCAUCCAGCUGGAGUAUUCAGAAGCCAGGAGGACUCUCACUAAUGCGCUGCGUAAAGCUCCUCAACACACAGCUGUGGGCUUCAAGCAGACCGUUCAUAAGCUGCUGAUCGUGGUGGAGUUGUUGCUGGGUGAGAUUCCAGACCGUCUGCAGUUUCGUCAGCCAUCUCUGAAGAGAUCUCUCAUGCCCUACUUUCUGCUCACACAGGCGGUGAGAACUGGAAAUCUUGCCAAAUUUAACCAGGCGUUGGAUCAGUUUGGAGAGAAGUUCCAGACAGACGGCACUUACACACUGAUCAUCCGUCUGAGACACAACGUCAUCAAAACCGGGGUGAGAAUGAUCAGUCUUUCGUACUCUCGGAUCUCUCUGGCGGACAUCGCUCAGAAGCUGCAGCUGGACAGUCCUGAAGAUGCCGAGUUCAUCGUGGCCAAGGCUAUCCGUGACGGUGUGAUUGAGGCCAGCAUAAACCACGAGAAAGGUUACGUUCAGUCUAAGGAGACCAUGGACAUCUACAGCACUCGAGAGCCUCAACUCGCCUUCCAUCAGCGCAUCUCCUUCUGUCUGGAUAUCCACAACAUGUCUGUCAAGGCCAUGAGAUUUCCACCGAAGGCGUACAACAAGGACCUGGAGUCGGCUGAGGAGAGAAGAGAGCGGGAACAGCAGGAUCUGGAGUUCGCUAAAGAGAUGGCAGAAGAUGAUGAUGAUAGUUUCCCAUGAGUCCCUGAGUCUCGUGUCCUUAUUUCCUCAUAUCUUAUUCUGUUUCGUUCCCGAAUCUUUGCAAAUAGCGGUCUGUUCCUCACAUGUGCUUCAGCUUUGCUCUUAUCGUAAUCCAUGAAUGUACUGUGUGAUGUAACAUUAUAAACGCAUCAGUUCUCUGGUUUUGAAAAUUAAUGGAUGCUUAUUUUUUUUCCUCCAAUACAUCAGUUUUAUACAUGUGGUUUGCAGCAAUAAAUCUCAAUUAAACAUAAUAGUGUCUUGUUA